AUGGAGCAAAAGCGAAUCUUCCUCGCAUCGCUCCGUCGAUCUCUGAGAGAUCUCGGUCUCGACAUCGUCCAUCCCUUUGCAGCCCAAAGCUACAAUGCUACAACUCUGGGCCAAAAGAACCCAAUGCACACGUUUGGUCAAACCUCGACCCUUUCCAUCAUUGUUGGCAGCAACCGCACGUUUUGGGGUCCCUUCCUCGCUCAGCACCACCCUGCCAACCUGAAGACCGAGGCUGAGAAAAAAGAUCCCAUGGAUCAUUACUGUGAAGGCAACAUCCCUAAAGUCACCCUCCAGGCUCUUCAAGAGGCAGGCCUAUACUCUGAUAUCGAGGGCCAUGAAGUCACUACGCCCUUCUCGGUCGCCUUUUCGCACUGGUAUAUCACUCAGCCGCCCGCAGGGACGCCGCCCCCAGGAUCCAAGCCCACGGGAUUUGUCGCUCCACCAGAGACUGUGCUCCCAAUCCAACAUGUGGCGCAGGCUGCAGGAUUCGCAUACUUCAACCCAAUUGCGUUCCUAAAUGUCCAUCCGGUCUACGGCCCUUGGUUCGGCAUGCGUUCGAUCAUCAUGGUCGACCUGCCCUACGAUAUCUCGGACAAUGAACUGUUGCUGAUAAAGGAUGAUGAUUGCAACAAGACUGGGACGUAUUCGCGCGAUUCCAAGCCGAUUGAACAUAACCCUGCUUUCUUGAGCUUAUCGCCUGAGGAAGUCAAAGAGCAGAAUGCUGCUUUGGAGAAAACAAAGACAGCCUUAUUAACUAAGGGCUGGGAUGCUCGCGACUGGAAAGAAUGGGUCGCAUUUCGACAGUCUUUGACGACGUACCGGCCAGACUGGCAAACUUGGCGGUACUCCGAUGACCAAAUGCGGUAUCAUUACCAGAAGGAACUUGAGUUCUUGGAGCAGUGUGCGAUAAAGUAUCGGGAACAACAACAAUAA
This is a messenger RNA of Gamsiella multidivaricata, 933 nucleotides long. RefSeq lists its product as uncharacterized. Bases 1 to 933 code for a protein of 310 amino acids. The record is from RefSeq and is a predicted model, not a curated record. The transcript has 2 exons. NCBI's taxonomy places the organism in Eukaryota, Fungi, Mortierellomycota, Mortierellomycetes, Mortierellales, Mortierellaceae.